Arabis nemorensis is the source of this 246-nucleotide messenger RNA. Lineage: Eukaryota; Viridiplantae; Streptophyta; Magnoliopsida; Brassicales; Brassicaceae. The record is from the annotation of a GenBank genome assembly.
AUGUCGUAUGAAUAUGCGGCUGUUGCUAUGGGUGAAGAAGGUGACAUGGUUCUUUGCUUGACAUUGCUCUGUUUUUUGCAAGUUGUAGCAGGGAAAGGCCAUGAAGUAUAUCAGCUUGAAGGUGAUAAGAAAGAGUUCUAUGAUGACCGAGAGGAAUGCCAGGAAGCAUUACAAUAUGUCGAUGAGCUUCACCAAGCUGGAAUAGACACAUGCGAGUUCCCAUGGCGGUUGCCAGAGAGUCAUUAA